AGGCAACUAGAACAAACCUAAUGGCUGAUCAGCUUAAAUUCACUACUUGAUACGCGUACCAAGUGCUCGGUGUAAACUAGUAGUAUAUGGAUAGCAUUCUCUUUAGACAUAACCCAUAAUAACUGUUCUAUAAAAGUAAUGCCGAAACAACAUAAUUACACGAAGUAGGCUGAAAACACGUUAAACAUACCUUCCUCCCCUGCUCCGUAAAAAAACCUUUAAAAGUAAAUAAGACGUGUAUUGUUAAAAAUUAUUAUGUCACUUGUACGUCGAGGACAGCAUUGGGGAACAUUUGCUCGUAUUUGGCAUAUAUAUAAUGCAAAAUGGCAAGAUCCAUACAAAAGUGCUGAAGUAAUAAAAUAUUAUCUUAUGGGAUUGUAUAAACCAAUAUAUCAUCCACUGAAUAUGCUCAUUGGGAUUAAGGUCUGGGCUCAUAGGAGGAUGAGGCAGAAUGGUAAUCCUGUUUUCUCAGAGGAAUUGUCGGACAAUUGCGGCGAUCAUGUGGUAGUAAUAAAUAGCAAAGAAAUUGCCUUACGCGGAGAUGAGUGGCGAAAACGUGUAUACUUUCAUCAUAAUACAUAUCACGGAGGUGCGACUUGGACUCUUGCAUGGGAAUUACAUCAUAAAGAUCCAACUUUGAUUGUAGAAAAAGCUGUAUACAGAGCACUACCAAAAAAUUUACAACGGAGGUACACUAUGCAAAGAUUGCAUAUAUUUCCGGAUGAAAAGAUACCUGAAGACAUAUUGAAAAAUAUUAGUAAUCAAAUCAAACAGCUAAGGGCUGUCCCUAUUCGAUUAAAUCGUAUUCCACAAAAGGAAGUGGACAAUUUCCCGCAACUUUUAAAAUAUCCCGAAAAUUAUAUUUUUAAAUAAUAGAUUCAAUAAAUAGUAAUUCAAAAUAAUAAUA
This is a messenger RNA of Monomorium pharaonis (pharaoh ant), 907 nucleotides long. RefSeq names its product 39S ribosomal protein L13, mitochondrial (gene mRpL13). NCBI's taxonomy places the organism in Eukaryota, Metazoa, Arthropoda, Insecta, Hymenoptera, Formicidae. The transcript has 5 exons. The record is from RefSeq and is a predicted model, not a curated record. The coding region runs from base 256 to 873 and encodes 205 amino acids. Gene Ontology annotation, biological process: translation; negative regulation of translation. Gene Ontology annotation, cellular component: ribosome; mitochondrial large ribosomal subunit. Gene Ontology annotation, molecular function: mRNA binding; structural constituent of ribosome.